AUGGAGUUGGACGAUAUCAACAGCACUCUCGAAGAGCAGACAAAUCUCCAAAAGGAAUUGUGGAGUAUCACCCAAACACCUUGGGAGUCCGGUGUCUUGCCAAGUGCGGACCAUUUGGCACGCGCACGAGCAUCCCUUCCAGUGAAGCUGGCCAACGAUGGAUUGGGUUUCGAAUCUGUCAGGCAGCACAUCCUGGAUGAUAUUGUCCCCGCGCUGAAUGGUAGCAGUAUAAGCUCCAACUACUAUGGCUUCGUCACUGGCGGGGUAACACCAGCGGCAUUGUUUGCCGAUAACAUUGUCUCCGCCUAUGAUCAGAAUGUUCAGGUACACCUACCGGACCAUUCCGUUGCCACCGAUGUUGAGUACAAUGCAUUGGGUCUACUGGUCGACCUCUUGCAACUUGAUCGGAGCACCUGGUAUAAUGGCACUUUUACGACCGGAGCCACGGCAAGUAACAUACUUGGCCUCGCCUGCGGAAGGGAGUUCAUUUUGAGACAUGCGGCGAAGAAGAGAGGGGUCACUCUGCAGAGCGUGGGGGAGCAUGGACUGUUUGAAGUCAUGCAGGCCUCUGGAAUCUCAGGACUCCAGGUUCUCUCUACGUUGCCCCAUUCGUCUCUCAUCAAGGCAGCUGGCAUACUAGGAAUUGGCCGCGCCAAUGUAAAGAACGUUUGCCGUGGAGACAAUUCACUUAUGUUUGACCUUCAAAAACUGGAAGCUGAACUGGCAAACCCAGACAAAGCAACCAUCGUCGCUGUCUCAUGUGGAGAGAUCAACACCGGACAAUUCGCGACGGCCGGUCUCGAGGAGAUGCGUGAGAUCCGAAGGCUCUGCGAUAAAUAUGGUGCCUGGGUGCAUGCCGACGGAGCCUUUGGAAUCUUUGGCCGGAUUCUGGACGAUAGCACAGAGUUCGCGUCUAUCAAGAAAGGCUGCGAUGGUAUCGAGUUGGCGGAUUCCAUCACGGGCGACGGGCAUAAGCUACUCAAUGUACCUUACGAUUGCGGAUUCUUUCUUUGCCGCCACUCUGAUGAAGCACAGAAUGUCUUUCAGAACGCAAAUGCGGCCUACUUGACCUCCAGCCUGGCAGGUGGACCUUCUAUACCUUCUCCGUUAAACAUUGGAAUCGAGAACUCGAGACGUUUCCGAGCCUUGCCCGUUUACGCCUCGCUCGUAGCUUAUGGCAGAGCUGGGUAUCAGACUGUGCUUCAGAGACAGAUCAGACUGGCCAGGAAGGUCGCUGCGUGGGUAUCCGACCAUCCCGCCUAUGAGGCAUUACCGGAGAUGGGAAGUACGGAGGAACUCCUGGAUAAAACUUAUAUGAGCGUCCUGUUCAGUGCGAAGAAGGACAGUUUGAACCAGAGACUAGCGUCAACGAUCAAUGCCACUUCGAAGAUAUUUGUCUCCGGUACAGCAUGGCAGGGAAGAUCGGCUUGUCGAAUUGCUGUCUCCAACUGGCGAGUCGAUGUAGAAAGGGAUUUUGCUAUUGUGGCUGCAGUCUUGGACGGUGUGGCUGGGGAGUAG
This is a messenger RNA of Aspergillus clavatus NRRL 1, 1518 nucleotides long. RefSeq names its product pyridoxal phosphate-dependent decarboxylase family protein. The record is from RefSeq and is a predicted model, not a curated record. Gene Ontology annotation, molecular function: pyridoxal phosphate binding; carbon-carbon lyase activity. The coding region runs from base 1 to 1518 and encodes 505 amino acids. Gene Ontology annotation, biological process: carboxylic acid metabolic process. NCBI's taxonomy places the organism in Eukaryota, Fungi, Ascomycota, Eurotiomycetes, Eurotiales, Aspergillaceae. The transcript has a single exon.